AUGGGGCAACAAUCGCUGAUCUACGCCUUCGUGUCUCGAGGCACGGUGGUGUUAGCCGACUAUACCGAAUUCACUGGCAACUUCACCGGCAUAGCUUCUCAGUGUCUCCAGAAACUUCCUGUUUCCAACAACAGGUUCACUUACAGCUGCGAUGGCCACACCUUUAACUAUCUCGUCGAUAACGGCUUCACUUACUGUGUGGUUGCUGUUGAAUCAGCUGGCCGACAGGUUCCAAUUGCCUUUCUCGAGAGAAUUAAGGAGGAUUUUACCAAGAGAUAUGGUGGAGGAAAAGCUGCAACUGCUCCUGCAAACAGCCUGAGCAAGGAGUUUGGGCCAAAAUUGAAGGAGCACAUGCAGUAUUGCAUUGAUCAUCCAGAGGAGAUUAGUCAAAUUGCCAAAGUGAAAGCUCAAGUUUCAGAAGUCAAAGGAGUUAUGAUGGAAAACAUUGAGAAGGUCUUGGACCGUGGUGAGAAAAUUGAGCUUCUGGUGGAUAAAACAGAAAAUCUUCACUCUCAGGCACAAGAUUUCAGGCAGCAGGGAACCAAAAUGAGGAGAAAGAUGUGGUUGCAAAAUAUGAAGAUAAAACUGAUAGUUCUUGGAAUCUUGAUUGCCUUGAUUCUCAUCAUUGUACUCUCUGUUUGCGGUGGCUUCAAAUGUUGAAGCAUUGCUCUUCUCCAAUAAUCCUAUUGCCACUCAUGGAUUGGUUGUUCUUGCAGUCACAAUUAAUAUUGAUGCUCUUCCUGAUUAUAGAUUUUUUUUAUUACACUUUGCUUUUCAGCUGUAGCCUAUAUAAGAAGAUUGUGUGCAUGUAUAGUUUGUAUUUGGAUUCUUUUGAUGGCACUAAGUUUGUUGAU
This is a messenger RNA of Durio zibethinus, 854 nucleotides long. RefSeq names its product putative vesicle-associated membrane protein 726. Lineage: Eukaryota; Viridiplantae; Streptophyta; Magnoliopsida; Malvales; Malvaceae. Gene Ontology annotation, biological process: vesicle-mediated transport. The record is from RefSeq and is a predicted model, not a curated record. Gene Ontology annotation, cellular component: membrane.